AUGUGCCAACUGACUCGGUCCGUUCACGUUUCUGUCAUGCCCUGCUUGUGCACUGGCACUUGUCCUGAAAAAAGCUUCGGUUUAACUCCAAGAUUAGUCAUGAAAGUACAACCGGUCAAUAUUCGUCCUUAUAAAUUGGGUCUCCUUGGUACCUACAACUAUUUUGAUAAUGUUAGAGCCGUUAGACUAAAAAAUAACUUUCCUAUCACAUUGAGCAUGUGCAUGGAAUUCUGCUUGGAAACGAACAACCCUUUCUCACGAGAACUGAAAUAUUAUUUCUGUAAUGGUCAUCCUGGAUCUGCGGAUCCCGUUAAUCAACAGAUGCUUAUUGACAGACUUGAGGCAAAGUAUGGCAUCACGGAAUCUGUCCUUGGUCCCAUUUUUUCUACUAUUUACACCUCUCCUAUUUCUAAUGUCAUUAACACCUUUGGCUUACUUUUUCAUCAAUACGCCGAUGACACAUCGUCUUCUGAGAGAUUGUUUCAGUUUGAUAGGAAAUCUGUCUAUGGAGUUAAACUUACCUUCUUUACAAAAUGGCUUGCCUGCCAUCAUUUGACAACAAUCAGCUAUCAAACAUUUAAGGAAACGAUUAAAGCACUUCUUGUUUAUCCAGGCCUACGGAAACGUCAAAAGUCAUCGAUUCCCCAAGCGCUCCUAAAGCUAUGCAUUGGAAGCAGGGCCGGCAUUAGGCAGCUUUAUUGCGAGCCAAUAGGGACCUCCUUAACCCUAACGGGACAUCUCUUUAGUUUGUAUAACCGAACCAACCUCUUAUCCAAACUAAUUUGUCACGGGGUGGUCCAUGUAACCGGCUUCUACUGUAUACGAACGCAUGCGAACAAGGACAAUGGUACGUGUGUUUGCAUUCCUGAGCUACCGGAGAAUAUUGAACUAAAGUCAUCAAAAAACACUGAUCACAUGAUAGCAACUAAUUGUAAAAAUUAUGAAAGUAUCAGUAUAGGAAAUAAUUAUUGGUAA
Messenger RNA from Helobdella robusta, 975 nucleotides. RefSeq lists its product as hypothetical. The transcript has 6 exons. NCBI's taxonomy places the organism in Eukaryota, Metazoa, Annelida, Clitellata, Rhynchobdellida, Glossiphoniidae. The record is from RefSeq and is a predicted model, not a curated record. The coding region runs from base 1 to 975 and encodes 324 amino acids.